UUGUGAGUUCUGUUUAUUUUUGUGAUUAGUCAUGUCAUGAAACGACGUUAAUUUUUUAUGUAAAUGUGAUUUUCUUUCGUUAUGAUGAUUGUACGGGUUGUGAAAAAUCAUCUUGGUAGGUACUGCAGUUUAUAAAAUCGUAUUUGAAGGAAGUCAAGUAUAAAGAUUGCAAAAUGAAUCAAGGAUAUUCAAGAAAAGUUAAGAAACACCCUGAGCAUUGCUGCCUUUCAUUAACUUGAAGUUUAAAAAAAAAAAAAAAAAAAUGUACUGUCUGUAUAUAUAUUUCAUGAAAAGGGUAAUUGUUCAGAAGACACCUGUACAUCUGCUACGGGUGUGCUGCUGAGCCGCAGAGCAUCCGUGUAUGCCAGCGGUAAUAAAGGCCAAGAAAGUCAUGGCAAGUUCAGGCUACACACGAGUUUUGGUUCAUCUGAGAAAGACCUCUGCAGUGGAAUCCUACCAAAAGGCCAAGUUUAGUGAAUGUAUAUUAGAUUUCCUAGGAUUUGGUGGAGAUGGCAUGGUGGAAUGUCACUUAGAAGACAAUAGACUCCUCAUCCAACCUUCUGCAGUGGAGAGCAAUUUGGAGAAUGCAAAGACGGCUACAAAUGUGAAGAAAACUCCCUCUUAUAAACUGGUGCACCCGCCAUUCUGCCCUGUUCAGCAUCUCGAUGAGGAUGGAAUAGCAUCAUUAGACCCAGAAAUCUACAACAGAGGUGUAGAUGUUGGAGUUGCAGUCAUUCUUGAAUCAAGUGAUAACCGUUUGCUGUUGACUAGGAGAGCACCCCACAUGAGGACAUUUCCAAAAACAUGGGUUCCUCCAGGGGGCCACAUAGAGGAAGGAGAGACUUUAGAAGAAGCUGCACUCAGAGAGCUAGAAGAGGAGACAGGACUUGUUGUCACACCUACUGAGAAAAAGACCAGUAACAUUUUAGGUCUCUGGGAAUCAGUUUAUCCUCCUGUGCUCCCAAUGGGGCUUCCCAAGAGACACCAUAUUGUUGUCUACUUGCAUAUUGUACUUGACAGGACAUCGCAGGAUUUGCAGAAUAACUUCAAGUUGUGUGGAGAGGAGGUAGAUGCAGCUGUUUGGUUAUCACAAGACCUUGUCAGGUUGUCAGUGUGGAGAAAUGAUAGCAGUUCUGAUGCAGCUGAUGAAUUACCUGUAAAGAAUGAAGAGAUCCCAUUAACCUUGGUUAAUCGUGCUGGAGAACAUGCAUCUGGUUAUCUUGAUUCAGAAAUUUUGAAAGAGAAGACAUCGAAUGAGGACUUGAAAAGAGAGAGAGUCAGCACUGGAAGCAGGUAUGCUUUGGCUUUGUGGUUGGAAAAGAAAUCAUUAAAUGUGAACAGAACAUCAAAUAGUCUCCAGAAAGAUUUAUACAAGCAAUUUCUUAUGAAGGAUGAUCAUGCUAAAGAAACUGAUACAUCCAAAGCCUCAAACUUGUGAUUAAUUCUUUUAUUCUUGUCUAUGCCAAAGUCAAUGUACGCCAUCAAAUGCUUUUAAUUUUCUUUAUGAAGGUAUUAGUACCAUGCAUUUUUUAAAAUAACUUAAACUUUCUAGGUGGUAUAAUUAUGUAGAACAUAGAUUAUCAAUUUUGUUUGGGUGGUACAGACAAGUCAGAAAAAAAAAUAUAUAAACAGGCCAUUCAAAUAUAUAAAUAUACUAAUUUUAGAUGAACAUUAAUUUAACUUUUGAAUUAAGUGCAGCAUAUAACCUCAGGGAAUAUGAUUACGCGUAAAUAUCUCUACAAGGGCUUACUCAGAGGGGUCAUUUACUAGGCCCAUCUGAUCUCCCCCAUUUACCCUAUUCUUUGAAUUUUUGGAUUUUGUUUUCCAUUAUUACAAUCAGUAUUGUUAAUAAUGUUAUAAUAAUAAUAAUAGUAAUAAUAAUAUCAACAGUGUUAAUAACAAUAAUAAUGCUAUUAGAAAUACAGACUAUUUUCACAAAAAAUCAUAGAAUAGGGUAAACAGGUGGACAGGUAAGUCUAAUAAUUGCCUCCUCGAUAAUCCAGAAUUUGUGAGGUUACAUACCUGUUAACAGAACUGACAAAAAACUUCAGUGCAUUUACCUGGCACCAGUGAGAUUAUAUCAUUAUUGUAUUGCUGUAUACUGGUCUGCAUAUAUACUUCUCAAUAACAACAAACAAACAAAUAUUUAUGUUGCCAAAUUAGAAACAUUGUCAAUAAGGCUGAGAGGAGGAAAAAUGACUGUAGCUGAUGAAACAAAAAUUGUUUGUUAGUAAAUGAUUAGUCAUUUGGUCAUUAUGUGCUUCAGGGACAUGUCCUGAAGUUUGUGUUGUAUAUUAUAUGUAAAUAAAAAAAUAACAUGUAUUGUUUCUACUUUUUGUAUGAAAAUUACAAAACUUGAUAUCUGAGUUCAUGUAAAGAAGAGGAUUAAUUUGAGUAUGAUCCCAAAAAUAGAAAAAUUAAAUAGAGUAUACAUGAUGCUCUUUGCUUGAUAAUUACUGUAAAAGUGUGAAAUGCUAUGCUAUGGAAUGGACAAUUACAUAGCUAUGAAUAUAUUUUAGAACAAAACAAAAACAAAACAUGGAUAAUUAAAAAAUGAAGUGUAUGGGAAGGCAUAACAUAUAAAGCUAAGCUGUGCACUGAGUAACAAUUUUGCUGCACAUUACUUUACCCAGUAUGAACUAUAUCUUUGUUCAAAUUAUGUGACGCAUAAUUUCAAUGGAGUCAUCGCAGUAGUAUAACACUGACUUUGCUCUUCAGUUUGCUCUUUAAUGGAUAUUUUGCUGUAGCAAGUGUUGCCAUGCAACAUAAGUGUAACAAGUGUUUAGCAUGCAAACCCAGACAUUACUGAUAUUUAUAGUAAAUUAAAUAACUUGCUGAUAUCUAGUACAUUUUUCAGAUAUGCCAUGGACCUCUGGUUGGAGAAGAAGGCAGACCACAGACUAUAGUUAGAAGCUGCAUAUUCAAAAUUCAUAAGAUCAGUGAUUCCUAACAUAUUAGAAAAAUAAUGGCAAAGAAAUACAUACAAGUUGAUUUAUCAUAUUGUGAAAUAACUAAUAAUUUUAUGUGUGAAUAAUGCAUGUGCAGCUAUACUAUAACAAAGGACAGCAUGAAUAGGUGCAGGCCAAUAUACUGUGCUGUGAUAUUACUUCUGCAUUGUAAUUCUAUAAUUAUCUUGAGUACAAAGACGUAAACAUAUUUGUAGGAUUGACUAUAAGAAAUUUCUCUUAUAUGGUUAUAUCUUGCAAUUUCCCUUGUAUUUUUGGUAUAGGGAGUGCAACUGAAUUAAUACAUGUUUGCUUAAUCAUUAUUCAUAAUAUGAUCAUAAAAGGAACCACCAACUGUAUCUUCUAACACAUUUUCUUCUGUUGUUGUUGUUAAUGGAAUGUAAAUGUGAUAAAACCAUAAUGAAGCAUUUGUAUCUAUGCUUAAUUAAUUGCAUAACUGUUUAAUUACAUUAUUUUUUUAACAUUGCUUUGCUUUGCAGAUUUCCAAAAAGUUUAAAUCAAUUUGCAAGUGGAAAGUAAUUUUGAAACCAUAUGGUUAACUCAGCUAUAGUCAAUGCUCACUAGGAUUAUGGUUGCAUACAUUUCCAUUAAUAAAAAAAAAAUAGUUGGAUAUAUCUUUCACACUAGGCUUCUACAUAGCCACUUUUGCUAUAUUUUUAUGCCUUUGUAAUCUGAAGAUAAUUCCUAUUCAAUUUUGUUCUGAAGAAAUGUAAAAGAAAUGUAAUAAUGCUAAAUGAAAAUACUCCAUAUA
Molecule: messenger RNA, 3717 nt
Organism: Penaeus chinensis
Lineage: Eukaryota; Metazoa; Arthropoda; Malacostraca; Decapoda; Penaeidae
Product: nucleoside diphosphate-linked moiety X motif 17-like
Exons: 7
Coding region: 362-1438 (358 amino acids)
Biological process (GO): NADP+ catabolic process; NAD+ catabolic process
Cellular component (GO): cytosol
Molecular function (GO): NADH pyrophosphatase activity
Source: RefSeq, a predicted model, not a curated record